UCGAGGCGAGAACACACGGCCCAAACAGGCGCGCAUGUCAGACGAGUUGCUUUCGGUUUUUCGACUCGAGCCAUACACGGCGUAUACGCGAUGCGACCAGCUUUGAGUCAAUAAAAAUGGUCAGUGGUCAGUGCUGCGAUUGUCGCAAGAGAUAAUGUGUCAAUAAUUAAACUGGUUAAUCGGUGAGGUUCGAUCAGUAUGUCAACAGAAUUUCACCCAAGGAAGGAACUUCAAUGUGGUCAGUCAUUCGGCAAUUCACGUGAUGUGAUUGGAAAUAAGCAACGCUAAGUGCAACUAGCUGCCAUUGCCAAUUUGCGUGUUGGGCUUUAGCUUUGAUGGCUCGCCUCAAUUGCCAUUUCGAUUUGGAAUCCGAUUUUGAUACCGUCGACAAAUAGUACAAGUCCCGUGACCCGUGAGCAAUGUUCGAUUGAAUGCAGCGAAUACAGCAACGACAACAGCAACAACUGGCAUCGCAGCAACAACAGCAAGAGCAACACUAGCACCAGCAGCAACCGCAACAAGUGCAACAUGUUGACCACACACCAUCUGCACCACCUGCACCACCAUCGAGGCAGCACGGCAGUGGAGCUGGACAAGAUAACGAAUCUAAACACGCUCAUCGUGGAGAUCAACAGUCAUGUGGCGCUUUUCCGCGAUAUGCUGAUACACGUUGGCCAGGCCAAGGAUUGCCCGGAACUGCGUGAGAAGAUCCGCAAGUUGCGGCGCACCUGCGUGGAGGCAUUCAAGCACACGGCUCAGAUACUCAUGCCCCAGGUCAAGAGUGCCAUGGCCGAUGGCAUCCUCACCGACAACCCGCACUUGGUGCUCCUGUUCUACAUGGCUCAGUUGUUCCUACGUGAACUUGUGAAGAGUUAUCGUCUCAUACAAGUCGUGCCAAUGGAUAUGUCCGGCUAUUAUGAGAACCGCGCCGGACCUUCGAACCUGGGUAAUGUCAUAAGCCAGAUUUUGUUGUGCAAACAAAUCACGCCGGACUUCAACGAGGAGGAAUUGUGCAGCAUUACCAAAGACUCGCAGGACAUAGCCGUCCUUCUAUCCGAGAUGCAGGAGUACAUGCCGCAGCACGAGGCGUACUUGGAACGAAACGCAGCACUGGACACAACCGGACCCUGGCAGGCCAAAAGGCGUCAGAACUACAUCUGCAAGAAUAUGAGCCUUCUCUGCUGCGUCUCCAGGCCAAAUUAUCUCUGAGAGCAGGCGGAUAGUGUUUAAUCCAGCCUAACUUAGGCCCAGAUGGUCAGAAACACUCAACCCACUACUUAUAUCAAUUACUAGAGCCUAAGUUGAGCCUACAUAUACCACAUAGAAGAAAUCCUAGCAUUAGGCCGAGGAGGUGAACACUCGAUUGGCAUUGUAACAUAAUCAAAGCUCGAUGGCAGUGCGAGGAAAGCUAAGUUUUUCUUCUUCCAGAGGCAUGUGUAUAAUCAAAGUUAAUUAUGCUGCAUAUACAAUAUUAAUGUAAAAUCAAUUACGCAACUCCGAUACGAAUAUGAAUAUAUAUAUAUAUUGUACACCAACAUAGAGGCGUUUAGCUAAGGGAGUUUGGCGAUCAUUUAAGACUUUUUAGGCCAGUAAACCGUAGUCACUGUAUAGAGUCAAGCGAAUAACACCACACUCUGGUGUUAUCUGAACCAGAUAUAAUCCUUGAGUUAACACUAAGAUUAGGCAGAGGCUGGAGGCGGGAGGAGGUCGACGGGUGUUGGGAGCAAGGCAGUCUAGUUGUAGUUCAAUAUGAAGGUAGCCUUCUUAAUUAAGUUAAAUGCCUGGCCAGGCACAGUGCUAAUGAAAAGCAAUAAUGCAAAAGUUGUUAACUCAGAAACACACACUCACAGAGACACACUCACCAAACAAAAAGAAUAAUAUAUGUAUGUAUAUGUUACCAAAUAGGUUUCCGUUUGUUCAUUUCACGGUUUUCAAAAGUAAACUCUGCACAGUACCUAAAAAAUUAACAAUUAAUCGAAGAACAAACCAGCAACGUGUGACCAAUAAAAAUACAAAUAAACUAAAAGUAAAUCAAUCUGUUUAAAAAACAAUUCAAUAUUCCAUAGCCAAACGAUAAUAAAUAAUUCAAAGAAUAUAAAAGCAACAAAGGAAUUUCUAUCAGCCAACAAAAUAUAAUAUUUAAGUAAUAUUAUUAGUUAAAGCUCAUAUUAAACCCAUUAAAAGCCCGACUCGAUAGAGUUUCAUAAACGAGCAUGUAGUUUCCUUUCCCUUCAGGCACAACGAGUUUAAAGCAUUUAUUUUCAUUUGGCUGACACGGCAAAAUAUUGCCUGUAAAACGUGGCGAUUGGUUACAAAUUAAUUUAUUGCAAGGCCAUGGUAAAUAAUUAUGUGUUCAUUGUUUUCGGUUCCAUUGAAAACGCAUUAAAACUGUACAAGCAGCGGUAUUUUUCCCAAAUUGAAUAUACUUUUAAAUAGCCGCUGAGCCUAUUAAAAAUUCACAAGUUUAUGUUAUACAAAAAGGAAAACAAAUUCUGAAAUUGUGAAUAUUUCAUGUUCAGCGCCAUUUGGUUUCGGGUAUGUGGCGCAUAUUUAAUGACGAGUAAUUGAACAAUGUACACUUUUUUCUUUGUUAUCCUGUCGGAGGGAGAGGGAGCUCAUUCAUUUAACAUUGUAAAUCAAUUUGUAGUGCAAACAAGAGCGAGCUCAACUCUCGACAUUUGUGUGGACCGCUGAAAUGACAAUGAAAUUGUAAAAAAUCUGUAAGGAUGUCCCCAACACAAUGGGCCAAGUGCUUGGUAAAUAUAUAUAGACACUCUUCAAGUCCAACAAUGGAUAAUACAUAUAGAAGCAAAUAAAACCAAGUGCAGAUAAAUCUUUCUCAUUAAAGUUAUAGUACAGAUUAUUUAUUUGUUAAUUCGAUUCUAGGCAUAAAUCAAACACCAAACAAAUUUACACAAAUCUUUAGAGAAGGUAGAUCGAUAGAAUGUUUAUAAUAUUAAUAAUUAUUUACUGUAUAUGAAUGUAUAUUGCUUAGAUUGUUUGAAUAAGUACUCCAUCAAGUCGUGAUUGUUAUAUGAUAUUCAUAUAAGAAUUAUCUGAAUGUAUUUACUAAAUGUUUGUUCAUGUUGUUUGCAACUAAAUGCCACUGAGAAGCAACUCAAAAACUCACAUACUAGCAACAAGAAACUAAAACACAAAAACCAAAUUACCAAACUGGGUACCAAUCAAAUAUGA
Molecule: messenger RNA, 3195 nt
Organism: Drosophila bipectinata
Lineage: Eukaryota; Metazoa; Arthropoda; Insecta; Diptera; Drosophilidae
Gene: dcma
Product: decima
Biological process (GO): G protein-coupled receptor signaling pathway
Cellular component (GO): neuron projection
Source: RefSeq, a predicted model, not a curated record